AUGGUUGUCACUAUUAUCGCCGGAAUAUUACUGUCAAAGAGUUUUCAAGGUUUUGAGGAUAGUGAAGAAUAUACCCAGAAAAAGAGGAAGUGGUUUCUUCUAUUGGCAGCUUUGGGUUUUACAGGUUAUGGGGUUUGUAAGGUUUAUCACUCGCCUUCUGUGGUUAAAAAGAGAAAAAAGUUGUUGAAGCUCUUGGGAGCCCUGAUUUCAAUUGCAGAAACUGUGCCCGAUUCAGCUGAGGCAAUUGGGGUUGUCUCAAAAGAUCUAAAAGAGUUUGUGCAAUCAGAUUUGGACAAAAUCCCCAAUAGUUUGAGGCAAAUUUCUAAGAUUAUCCGGUCAGAGGAGUUUUCAGAGUCUGUUGUUAGAGUUUCAAGUGCUUUAACUGUUGGAAUUUUGAGAGGGUAUGGAUCAGAAUCAAGGAAGGAUGAUGGAAUGAGUGCCAAUUCAAGCUUUCUAGACCAGGUUUUGGAUAAGCUAUUUUUGACAUCUGCUUCUAGUUUUGCUUCUGCUGUUGUUGGGAGCUUUGCUAGAAACAUGGUCGUGGCGUUCUAUUAUGAUGCAGAGCCUAGUUGGGGAUCAAACACGAAGGAUUCAACGAGUCUUGACCAUAAUGAUUCAGAAUUGAAUUCUGGCCCCAAGUGGGCAAAUGCCAUAUGUGAUGAAAAGUUCAGAUAG
Camellia sinensis is the source of this 675-nucleotide messenger RNA. The record is from RefSeq and is a predicted model, not a curated record. Lineage: Eukaryota; Viridiplantae; Streptophyta; Magnoliopsida; Ericales; Theaceae.